Molecule: messenger RNA, 2349 nt
Organism: Tetranychus urticae (two-spotted spider mite)
Lineage: Eukaryota; Metazoa; Arthropoda; Arachnida; Trombidiformes; Tetranychidae
Product: glycerol kinase 3
Biological process (GO): phosphorylation; triglyceride metabolic process; glycerol-3-phosphate biosynthetic process
Cellular component (GO): mitochondrion
Molecular function (GO): glycerol kinase activity
Source: RefSeq, a predicted model, not a curated record
CUUAUCUCUAAAAGAUAUUUAGUAUUGCAUGCUACUUCUUGUUGUACUCUUUGCUUCUAGUUGUGUUCAUGCUGAAAUCACAUUACUGAUAAGUUAAAGCUACCUUUCGUAAAAUGGAAACUCGUGCUGUUGGACCUUUGAUUGGUUCUAUUGAUUGUGGAACUAGCAGUGCUCGUUUCAUGGUUUACAGUGUAACAUCAGGUGAAUUGAUUGCUUAUCAUCAAAUACCCACUGAACCAAUUUAUCCAAAACAAGGAUGGGUUGAACAAGAUUGUAAUCACAUUUUGAAGAUUGUUAACAACUCCAUCGAGAAAACAAUUGAUAAGCUGAAGGAGAUGAACAUUGAUCCAGGCUCAAUUAAAGGAAUCGGAAUAACUAAUCAACGAGAAUCCACAAUUGCUUGGCACAAAGAAACUGGUCAACCAUUACAUAAUGCAAUAAUCUGGUCUGAUGGUCGAACUCGUGAAAUUGUUGAUGAUUUUCUUGAUCAAAUUCCUGAUCGAGAUUUCAAUUACUACAAGGAAAGAACUGGAUUACCCAUUUCAACGUAUUUCACUGCAUUUAAAGUGAAAUGGCUACUUCAAAAUGUACCUCAGGUCAAGAAAGCAAUGGACGAACAAAAAUUACUGUUAGGAACAGUUGAUUCGUGGUUACUGUGGAACCUUUGUGGAGUUCAUGCUACUGAUGUAACCAAUGCUAGUAGAACUUUUCUCAUGAAUAUUGAAACUCUUGAAUGGGAUGAACAUCUGUGCAACAAAGUGUUCGGAAUUCCGGUAUCGAUUUUACCCAAAAUAAAAUCAUCAGCAUCAAAUUUUGGCACAAUAAAUUCUGGACCAUUAAAGGGAUUACCAGUUACUGGGGUGAUUGGUGAUCAACAUUCAGCUUUAGUGGGUCAUCAAUGUCUCUCUCCAGGCCAAAUCAAAAGCACAUAUGGUACAGGAUGUUUUAUUUUGCAAAAUUUAGGCUCAUGUUCAGGGAAGAAAGCUUUAAGUGGAAUUUCCAAUGAGGCCAAAAAAUCUCUUAUAGUUACUGUUGCUUAUAAACUUGAAAACCAACCUGCCGUUUAUGCCCUAGAAGGAAGCAUUGCUGUUGUUGGAGCCUCAAUGGUUUGGCUUCGGGACAAUAUUGGUUUGAUAAAUGAUUUCAAUGAGAUUGAAUCCUUGAGUAAUCAAGUUAAUAAUUCUGGUGGUGUAUAUUUUGUACCUGCUUUUCAAGGACUUUUUGCUCCUUACUGGGAUUUGAGUGCUAGCGGUUUGUUCAUUGGUCUUUCGCAAUUUACACGAAAAGCUCAUCUGGUUAGAGCAAUGUUAGAGAGCGUCGCCUUCCAAACAACUGAUAUUUUAUCCCUCAUGAAACCUUCUAGUUCAGGUUUGAAGGUUGACGGAGGAAUGGUUACAAAUGAUAGCUUAUGCCAAAUAAUUAGUGAUCUCAAUGCUGUUAAAGUUAUUAGACCAUCCAAAAUUGAAGCCACUGCACUGGGCUGUGCCAUGAUUGCUGGACAUACUUUAGGUUUAUGGGACUUUGAAAAUAAUCAUAUCAAGUUGCGAAAUAAACUGGAUAUGCUGAUUAAUGGUCGUACAUCUGAUUUAGAGGCUGAGGAUACUUGUGAUAAAGUUAAUCAAGAUGACCAACAAGCAAUUAAUGGUCCUCUAACUAAUGGUAAAUACCGAGAUCGUAAUUUUUCUCUGUACAGAUCUUCAAUGGAUGAUUCAAUGCUUUAUCCUAAUUCAUCAAUCUUCAAACCACAAAUUGACUCUCAAGUUCGCAGUGAAAUGCUUAUCUCUUGGAAUCGAGCGGUUAAAAGAUCAAUGGGUUGGACUCAAAACAAAAGAGUAGAAGUGAAAGAAGUAAAUUAUCUGAAAAAAUCUGGUUUAUCGAUGAGUUUGCUCAUUAUAUCUUCGAUGGCCAUGUUCAUUUUUGGCCGAUACGUUGCUGGUAAAACCUGAUAUGUUUGGUUGUGAAUACAAGCUUAUUAGAAAAGUAUUUCAACUUGAUUUUGGUUGUUCUGAUUAUGCUCAUAAGCAAAUAAUUAACAUAGCCUGGUAUAAAUUAUGUAAAACAAGUUUAAAGUCUCUUUUAUUGGUCAACAAAAUGGUCAAUUUCUUGUUGCUGGUGAUGGAAAAAUUCUGUGAUUCUACUUAUGAACUAUUGUUCGUUCACUAUUGAAGCAUUUAAAGCACAUUCAUUUGUUGCACGUCCAGGUUUUGAUUGCUGCAAAUCAAUAUUCAUUGGCUGCUUCAAUCUACUCGAGACAAAUUUUGUUAAUUAGAUUGAAAUAAAUUUAACUUGAAUCAAUUGUAAUAACCAUGAAUAACUUUAAAUACUAAAUACACUCAAAGUGUUGUAAAA